UCACUACUUGCAGAAUUAAUCAAGCUAUCUCCAGCCCAAGGAUUGCCAACUCAUAAGUUAACAAUGGCAACAGGCACAUCAAAAAUCAUUCAAAGUGUUAAUCAUCAGGAAUUCUUUUUAAGUGCAACAUUUUCAACCACAACUGCAAUGCAUCAGUCAGAUUGUGACGAACGCUGUAAAGUUGAUGGUAAUGAGUGCAGUGUAACUUUUACUGUCACCAAUCUUGAGGAUGUUUCUGCCGGCCACGCUGAAGAAGGUCACCUUCUUAUCCAUCUUGAGGAACUUGUGAAUAAAGAAGAGUAUAAAUGUGACCAGAAAGACGAUGAAAAAGAGGACGAAGAAGAGAAAGAUUUAACUAGUUUAACAUGGCUCACCGAGUUACGUAACCAACCAAUUACUUUGGUUAACAUGCCUUUAGAUGAAGCUGAAGAAAUCAAAAACAAAUCUCAAGGCCAGAUUUCUAAGAACUCCCAAUAUAUGCCGCAAGAAACUGGAAGACAAUUUUGUCAGUUUCAGUGCCCAGUAAAAAAAUGCGAUUUAAGUAACGGAAGCUUAAGUGGUGCAUGGGUUAACCGAAAAAAUCGGGAAGAGACUGAAAUAUUAAAUCAUCAAAAGGAAGCGAAACGACCCACGCCAAUUGAACGUUUCGAAGUAUUCUUAAACAAGGUCAAAAGGGAUCUUGAAAUUUACCAACAAUCAGCAAAUGCCUACCAAAACGAUGCUAAUGAAAAACCUCCUUUUAACUAUUCCCAUAUUAUUGGAAUGGCUAUGCUGGAAAACGGACGGCGCGUUACUCUGCAGCAAAUAUGUGCUUGGAUAGAGUUGAAAUUUGCUUUCUUCCGUGUUCGGAAAAAGUGGAAUAAUUCAAUUCGUCACAACUUGUCAUUGCAUCCCUGCUUUCGCAAAAUUGGUCGAAAUAAAGAUGAUAAAGGCAAAGGUGGCUAUUGGGAAUUAGCUGUAGAUCCGAAAAAAUGCGAUCGUAAACGUAUACGCAAUAGGAAGUCAAUAUUAAGGACUAUCAACAAAAAUAACAAUAGUAUCACUAACAAAUCGCUAAAACUCAAUGAUAUGCAACGUUCGAUGCUGUCCACAUAUUUUUGCGAGAAUAAUUAUGCAAACCAAUGCAAUGAAAGAGAUAGAAUUAUUUUUGAUAUUGUGGAUGCUCGACAGAAUGGGGAUGGAAACUCUAUCACUACAGCUAAUACAAAUAAAAAGGAUUGUUUCUUAACACCGACUUUUCCGCAGAAUCAUCAGCAGCAAGCCGAAAUUGACUGCCACGAAAAUGAUGUAUUCAUAGCCGGUUUAAUCAACAAGCCGGUUCAUGAAACUUCGGAAGCGAAGCAAAAGCAAUAUAAUGAACAAGGCCAAGACUACACUUUUGGAACAAUUAUUAUAAGCACCUCUCAAAUGGCCGAUCUAGCAGAUAUUCAUCAGUUGAAACCAACCGCAUUUGAUUACAUCAUUAAUCACACCAUGGACAAUGAAGCAUCACCGAAACAACCUUACAGUUGCCCGUACGCUGGCGACGAAAAUGCUCCUGCAUACAAUAAUUUGCUCACAUCCCAAAGUUUUGCAGAAGUGGAAAGGCGGAAAUUCGAUUCUGAUUUUCCUAAAACAAUUAGCGAAUCCACCAGCCAAAUGCAGCUAAAAUUAACUCAGGAACGAGGGAAAAACGUUAUUGUCGAACAAUUAGUUCAACCAUCGUCAGCUACAUGUGUUACUGUUACACCAGGCUUAUAUACGAUAAACACUGCAUACCCGACCCAGCUUUCAACAUCAACUUCGAUAUCUUCCUCAAAGCAGUAUCACGCUUCCACUGUUCCCAUAAGUGAUUGUUGUCAAAAUUCAGUCACUGAUAACUUUUCAUAUUAUGUUGAUGGAAUUGACGAAGCUUUUCAAUAUCUGCGAAGUAUUGAUACCACCCGUAACGAAGAUACUUUGGACAACUUUCUUGAUAUAUCCGUGGGCGAUUAUUAA
Molecule: messenger RNA, 1977 nt
Organism: Glossina fuscipes
Lineage: Eukaryota; Metazoa; Arthropoda; Insecta; Diptera; Glossinidae
Exons: 5
Coding region: 64-1977 (637 amino acids)
Biological process (GO): anatomical structure morphogenesis; regulation of transcription by RNA polymerase II; cell differentiation
Molecular function (GO): DNA-binding transcription factor activity, RNA polymerase II-specific; RNA polymerase II cis-regulatory region sequence-specific DNA binding
Source: RefSeq, a predicted model, not a curated record